AGUGGAGCCGCGCCCGCCGAGCAGGGGGUGCGCCGCGUCUGUCACCGGCGCGACGACAGUGCCGCAAAGGGCGAUAGGGGACUGUGUGGCUGGAGUGGCUGUACUGAGGGCGGCGCUGAGUGCGGGGACGAGGAACUGAGUGCCGGCGAGGCAGCGACGGACCCGACGGAGCAUCUCCCCGCGAGUGGACACUGUCACGACGACGAUGCCGGCCGGUCCGCUGCCCUAGCGACGUCAGCGCGUCAUGAGUGCGCCCGAGGCCGCCCAGAGCGGCCCUGUCGGCGCCGACAGCUCGGAGAGCGGCCCGCGGACAGCGUCCCCGCCGGCGGAGGAGCGGGUCGCCGGGCCGGCCGAGCGCGAUGAGCCCGCCGCGCCGACCCCGUUCACCGGUCGGAUCGUCCACAACCGGGACGGCUCGCUGGUCCUCGUCGCCGCCGACGUACCAUGGGUGUCGGAACCAGACAGUAUCGUCGACGACGGCAGCAGUCGAGCGCCGAGCGCGGGCACCCCUCCGCCGAUCCGGUCCGUGCUGUUCAUCCGGCGACGGCGGCCGGCGCGCGACGGCCGGACGGAAGCCGGGGCUCCUCCGGGGCUGAUAGUGGACCGAUACAGAGUGUGGGACGCGGACGGCGGCGGUGGCGGCGCGGACGCGGCGUGCGCGGCCGACAGCGCGCCGGAAGUGAGCUCGAGUGCGCCCGGACGGACCCACAUCACGUGCUGUGUGUGUCGGCUGUGUUUCGGCGCGGCUACGGCGUUCGCGGCGCAUUGUGUGAGUGCGCACGGCGUGGCGCUAGACGGCGCUCGGCUCCAGUUCCUCGGACGGCCGGACGCGGCGGCUGUGCUGGUAGCGGCCGGUGCGGAGCGGAGUCCGGCCGUAUCUCUGCUCCGCUUCAGCCCGUGUCCGUCUGACGGGGCGGCGGACGGUGCAGAGCCGUCGGCCACCGCCGAGCGAGGAAAAGGUAGUGAAUGUGACAUGCGAUCCCGUCACCAGGACGGUCCCAGUGACGCUGCCGGGGUCGACGCGUCGGUCGGCUCGUCGGGAGACGGUGCAGACGCUGCCGCAGUCGAGGAGGGCGCGGAGUCCUCUGACGCGGUCACGUCGUCGGUGACAGUGUCGGACGCCGCGCCGUCCCAGUCUGACGUCGCUCGACCUCUGGCAGCCAGCUCUCCGGCAGCCAGCUCCACUCUGAAGACGCUAAAGUGUCCGCGCUGCAACUGGAACUUCAAGUACCGCGAUACAUUGGAGGCUCAUUUGCAGGAGAAACACCCCGACAGCGGCAGCGCGUGCGGCUUCUGCCUCUCGGGUCAGCCGCACCCGCGGCUCUCGCGGGGAGAAGUGCACGACUGUGGAUACAAACCCUACCGGUGCGACGUCUGUCACUACGCCACCACCACCAAGGGCAACCUCAGCAUCCACAUGCAGUCGGACAAACACCUGAACAAUGUACAGGAGCGACAUCGAGUGAUGCACGGUCUUGGUACCAUCCCGGGGCACAAAACAAAGGAGGGUGACGUGGACCUGCCUUCGAGAGGGCUCAAAGAGGAACGUGAUGAAGCAGACGAAAAGUCGAACCUCAGGAGCGCAGUCGAGGCGAACUUUGUGCAGGCCAGGCUAAGGAUGUUGUCUGAUGCAGCCGCGAUUCGUGCUAUGGGUGAUGUAGGGACGACUCUGGCGGACAGGAUCGCCAUGUGGUUCGCUAAGCAGUCGAGUAUAUCGAACCAAGAUGGAAAGUCCAACUGCUCAGUGACGCAGGGUAGGACCUCGGCUGAUGAAGCGCCCAGUCCUCAUGAGCAUUUGAACCCCCGGAACAUUUUCACGUGCUGCACAUGCACCGUAUUCUCGACCGACUCUCUGGAGGAGCUGGAGCAGCACAUGCGGCGUGAGCGGGGCAGUGCGCGCGGCGGCGACUUCACCGUUGCCGAGGCCGGUCUUCAGCUGUGCCUGCUGUGUUCGUACCGUACGCACCUGCGCGCCAACUUCCUGCUCCACUGCCAGUCGGACAAGCACGUGCAGAAGCAGCAUCACCUGCUGCACAUCCUGGAGGGUGGUGCGGGAAACCUGUGGCAGCUGACCUACCUGCACGCCGGUGGUCCUGCGACCAUCCGCUGCAACCUGUGCGAGGUGUCGGCUGGUGUCGGUGUCCAGCUGCGCGUGCACGCGGCGGAGGGGCGUCACCAGGCCAACUGCGCGCUCUGGGCGCACCUCCGUUCUGAGGGGCGUCAGGUGCCCGCCGUUCGGAGACGCUACGCAUGCACACUGUGCGGGUACAGCACGCGCCACAUAGUUCUGCUGCUGCGGCACGCUGCCAGCCUGUCGCACCUCGGCAUGGAGCGACGGCGGCUGGCUGGCGGCCUCGAACAGAGCGGCCUCUGCUUCUCCGUCCGUGAUGCUGGAUCAGAUGCAGAUGCUGACCCAGACGAAAUGUUGGAGUCCACUAAAGGUCAGUCGGAGCUUCGACAGAUGGACGGUCUUGGACUGCAGACCAACGGUGACGCCGGAUCCCAUUUCGACGGGCCUGACCUGGACAUCGCUCGGCUGCGUCAGCUGGACCCGGACAUCGCGGAUGACCAGCCUCAGGUUACGUGCAACGGACUGGGAAAGGUCAAACAAGAGCCGGGCACACCUCACGAGCACCAUCGUAGUAAGUUGAAAGACCAUUGUGACGCGGAGAAAACUGUCGGUGAAAGGGAAUGUAAUAAGGUACAUCAGGAACCGAAAAGCGGCUCAGUCACAACAAAAAGCGACAAAGUAGCCGGGGCUCCUCUAAUCCAAAGCAUUAAGUCUGAAAACACAGAUAAAACUGGGGAUGAAGCUGCCGACCAGAAUGAUAACAUUAGCUCGGCCGAAGACACCAGUCGACCCUACAAGUGUCACGCGUGCAACGUCUCCUACGGCCACCCGCAGAUUCUCAGCAUUCAUCUUCAGUCGGCCUUGCAUCAAGCACGCGUCUCUGGGGUGAGCUCGCGAACCUCUGAGACUGAGACGCAUCAUCAGAUCAGGUCAACGCGAGACUUUGAGUCGUUGCUAGGCACGAUCAAACAAAAAGCUGAUGUAGUGAAUGGGGGUCAUACGACGAGUGUCGUUUCGAAAGCUGAUGACUUGAGAAGCACGCCAGUGGGUGUGCCAUUAGGCAAGAAUAGCGAGGUAACGAUUGUGGCUGUCAGGAAGGCGGUCGGUGAUCACAACCGGACUGUGAAGCCAGACGAGAAGGGCAAUGACGUCGACCGCUCUGUUUCACAAUCAAAGUACGUCAUCAGUGUCAGCAAACCUUCUCCGAUCGGGCGAGAAGCAUUGGCGAUAAAAGAUCGGCUGCUUGAGUCGUACGGACUUGAGCUAGCCAUGCACCACUGUGAAGUACGUCGGAAAAGACGAAAAAUGGAUGAUGCAUCAGGAAAUGAUGGGCCUGAGAAAAAGAUGAGGCAUAAGUCAGCACCGGAGACCUCAAGCGCUGGUUCUUAUGUGUGUCCUCUUUGUCAGAAAUGCUUCUCGGGUUUGUGGAUCUUCAAGCUGCAUGUUGAAGAAAUUCAUCACAAGUACGUGCCCAGAGAGUUGCUCGAGGAACACAUAGAGGCGUUAUCGAUAGAGCUACACAAAAGGCACAAACGGAACCCAAAAACUGUUCGCAAUGAGUCUGAGUCCGCACCUGUUGAACCUGAUCGCAUGUCUCAAUCUGGACGCCAGGCGUCUAGUCGGGAAUCGUCUCACGCAACCCCCGUUGCAAGCAGGGACGACAAGGCGAGAACAUCAUCAAACGCGGAGAAGAGUCGUGCCUCUUCGCCGCCUCCAGAGGUGCCUCAGCCUCCGAUGCCGGACCUUCAAACGGCUCUCAGUCUGAUCCAGGCAGCCCACAUCCGCUACCAGAUGCAGCAGUUGAACCCGCUGCUCGCCUCCCAGAUGGCAGCGCUCGGCUCUCCGCUGUCGGCGUUCGGGCUCGGUGACGCUAGCGCACAGUCCCAGCAGCUGAUGUCGCUGAUGGCCGCGCAGCAGCUGCUGAACCCGAGCGUUCUGUGGGCAGCGCAGGCGCAAGCCAUGGCACAGCAGCAGCAGCAGCAGCAGCAGGCUCAGGUGCAGGCGCCGUCUUCUGUCGAGUCAAAGACAGCGGACGGCAAGCGGCCGGCUGACUCCUCGAUCCCGGCGGGCAGCGAUGAAAAGCGAGCUCGUACGCGCAUCAGCGGACACCAGCUGAAGAUGCUACGAGCGCAUUUCGACGUGGAACGAACGCCAUCAGACGAGACCAUCCGGGAACUGGGGGAACAGUGUGGUUUGGCCCCCAAGGUGGUGAAGCACUGGUUCCGGAAUACGCUGUUCAAGGAACGGCAGAGGGAUAAGGAUUCGCCGUACAAUUUCAGUGUGCCUCCUGGAGCGCCGCUUGAACUAUCACGACAGGGUCUGCCCGAUCUGUCAAUGCUUCAAGCUGACCUUUUGCGAAGAAACUCGGCCUUGAUGAGCAUGGUUGAUGGUAGCGGUAGAGAAAGUAGACCAGAGAAGGAUGACACGAGAGAAGACCCACAACAUGUGGUACCAAAGACAACCGAACCUGAUGACACCGUAGCAGUCGAUCUGUCGAACCGAACACCAUACCGGCCUCACCAACCAUCACUGAUCGGCGACUUGAACCACAGCCACACCUCGUCUCUGCCGGGUUCCUCUUCACCGCCGCCGGCGCACAACGGCGGUCGGCCUCCCGGUGCGAGACCAAUGAGCGCGUUCCCGACUGGCUCCGGCUGGGGCGCGCCGGUGACGAGGGAGUUCGGAGAGCUGUCCAUCACACUGCCGAGCCGCUCACCGUUCCAGCAGUCCCCGUCACCAGGCAGCAGCUCGUCCAAUGCGUACGGUUCCCCGAUGUGGUCCGAAAUCAGUCCACCCGAGGGACAGAAGUGCAGCAGCAGGCGCGCUAACCGGACUCGCUUCACAGAUCAGCAAGUGAAGGUGCUGCAGGACUUCUUCGAGAAGAACGCCUACCCGAAGGAGGAGGAUUUGCGUCACCUCUCGAAAGUGCUCAACCUAGGACCGCGCGUAAUCGUCGUCUGGUUCCAGAACGCGCGACAGAAGGUGCGCAAGGUGUUCGAGAACCAGCCACCGCCACCUGAGCGAGAGGAGAAGUCGAGUCGCUUCCAGCGAACUGCCGAGCUCAACUACCAGUGUAACCGGUGUAAGGUGGUCUACCAGCGCUACCAGGAGCUGAUCCGACACCAGCGGCAGCAAUGCUAUAGGGAAGAGUCCGCCCGACAACGCGGCAAGUCCCAAGAGCCGCGCUCUGAGGUCGGCGCGGGAGCAGCCCCCGCUCUGGAGGUCAAACCCACUCCGGAGGACAACACCUACAAGUGCGGCAAGUGUCCCCAGGAGUUUGACCGUUUCGACCGGUGGCGGGAGCACCAGGUGGUGCACGUGAUGAACCCGAGCGUGGUGCCGAGCUCUCGCCAGAACCAGCGUUCGGGCAGCCCGGCCGGCUCUCCGUCGGCGCGGCCCUCUCACUCAGCCGAGGAGGCGUCUGACGAGGAGACGGACGACACUACCGGCUGGGACCGUCACUCGCAGGACCGCCGUCUGCGCACCUCCAUCAACCCGGAGCAGCUGCAGGUCCUCCAGCGCACCUACAAGCUGAACUCAACGCCGAGCAGGGAGACCCUGGAAAUGGUCGCUCGCGGUACGGGGCUGAAGAAGCGCGUGGUGCAGGUUUGGUUCCAGAACGCUCGGGCACGAGAACGCAAGAGUCAGGCUGUCAGACAGUUGCCGGUGCCGGUUACGUUCUCAGGCCCGACGGAGACGGUGGUGAAGACCAAGGUGACCGAGCCGAAGCUGGGACCAGAGGUGUCUGUGGAGCUGGUGAAAACGUACUCCAAGAUGCUUCCCAGUGCCGUGGCCUCCCGGCAGAGCGACGUCCGUGACGUGGAUUCGUCUUUUGCUGGAUUCAGCGCCCUCAGACAUCCUGUGCUGGAGGCGCGGCUACAAGCGGCUCCCUCGCAGGUCCCUGACGCGCCGCUGGAUCUCAGCAAGUCACAAACGCCGUCACAUCCAGCCGCGAGCAGCCUCGCAGCCAUCAAACCCGCUCAUCGCAUGGUUCCUCCAGCCGUCCGCCGCGACAUUCCUCAGCUGAACGCGCUGCCCCUGAUGCCACCUCGGGAGGGUCUGCCGUGGCAGAGCCGGCCCGCGGCUGACCUCUCCAGCUCCGUGGCGCCGCCGCCGAAUCCGUCCACCGCGGCGGCGGCUGCCGCUGGCGCUGCCGGCGCGGCCCGGUCGCCGUUCGCGGUGGCCAACAAGCGGUUCCGAACACAGAUGUCGCCGGGCCAGGUGAGCGUGCUUCGCAGCGUGUUCGCCGCCUACCGGAUGCCGACGAUGGCCGAGUGCGCGCGGCUAGGAGCCGAGAUCGGACUAGCCAAACGCGUCGUCCAGGUGUGGUUCCAGAACUCGCGGGCCAAGGAGAAGAAGCGCCAGCUGCAGAGCGGCCGGCCGCCAACACCGCCGCCGCAGGGCUGUGACCUCUGCCACGUCACCUACGGCGUAAAGUGCUCCCUGCAGGAGCACCUGCUGAGCCGAGCGCACAUCGAGCGGGUGCAGCGUGAGGCGGAGAGGGCGCGUGCCGCGCCGGCCGGAGCCGCGGCCUCCUCCAGCUGCGCGCCGGCUGUACCGCGCAGCUCGGCAGUAGCAGCUGCAGCGUCCGCCGUCCGCCCGGGAUCGACCCAGCCUGUCAAAGAAUCGGCCGACAGCGGAGCGGACGCGGCGCCCCACCCCUCUGCCGGGCCAGCGAUACAGAGGGCGCCACAGGCUGGCAGCGCAGCGCUCCGUUCCGCACUGCUGUCUGUAGGUGGCGCUGGCGAACCACCGGGCGCUAGUAUAGAUGACGCCACUCGCGAGCCGGCUGUCCGUCCGCCUUCUGGAGUGGCGCCGAUGGCGACAUCUGUCGGCUGAAAGCGGCCCUCGAGAGGAGCCGCAGGGGAACCAAACCACAAUGUGAUCUCGUGUUAUGCGCCGGAUGGAUUUGUCGUGCUGAAGGACCAGACACCUGUGAACAAACGCUGCCGACUCCGGCCGGCGGGCUCCGUGUGACGUGAACGGAAACUGCGAGUUAGGAGAUCCCUGAAAUCGGGAGUGCAUUAUGUCAUCUUGUCGUUACUGAUGUUCCUACUGUGUGCACUGGUGGGUGGCACGUGCCGUUUGCGAGUGGGGGGUCUUAGUGUGUGUAUGGGGUGCUGUAGGUACAGAUGGCUUGUACCCCUUCCCCACGGUAAACCUGUGAUGCAUUAACACUGCUGUUGGGACUGGGAUUGUCGAACGGGGUCUGCGAGCGAGCCAGCAGUGUCAAACGGUGUUAUACGGACGACGGAUGGCAAGUGACGCGCGCGGAAAUAACUAAUCUACUUCAGAGUUCCUGAGCUGUGUGCCUUGACAAUCCUCGCAUUUUACCGUAGACACCGUUUGUAGACCGCCCCCGGGCCGGCUGUCACGUGACGGCCUGUGACGUCACGGGUCGUGCCGCGCCUCCGUUGGACAUUCCUGCAGCCACUAACACGUGUUCCUACCGCCUCUCCAGCUCGGCGCCGUGCUCCCCGAGCCGCCAGCGCACGUGCCAUCCGACCCGACACCGCCACGUGCCCACGUGUCACCACGUGCCGAGACCCGUGGCGGCUCACGGAAGCCCAGAAAAUCCACAUUCAUUGUCGUUCUCCGCUAGGAAUUUCUAUGAGGUGCUUUUUGUCGCAAAGAUAACGCGAGCUUGGUGUUAUAUUGGUGCGAUCUUGACGCGUUUUCGGCAGAUGCGGGAUCAGUUGUACCGUGUCUAAAUGAGCUUGUUACCUGGUUUGAAGGAGGGAGCAGUGACGUGUUAUACGUCACACGUGAUACGGUGUCCAGUGUGUCAGCUGUGUGUACCGGUGUGUAUGAGUUUCGUUAUGGCGUGUCGUCCAAGGGCAGAGAGCGGCCCAAAGGGCGGCGAGUCAGGGCGAGUGCCGCCGCUGACCGUCUUUACGUUGUGUGAUGUCCACUUCAGUUGUUUGUUGGCACGUGACAACAUAAUCAACACAUCCCGAGACCGGCAAAUACAGAUCGUGACAG
Molecule: messenger RNA, 8053 nt
Organism: Amphibalanus amphitrite
Lineage: Eukaryota; Metazoa; Arthropoda; Thecostraca; Balanomorpha; Balanidae
Product: zinc finger homeobox protein 4-like
Exons: 4
Coding region: 245-6910 (2221 amino acids)
Biological process (GO): regulation of transcription by RNA polymerase II
Cellular component (GO): nucleus
Molecular function (GO): zinc ion binding; RNA polymerase II cis-regulatory region sequence-specific DNA binding; DNA-binding transcription factor activity, RNA polymerase II-specific
Source: RefSeq, a predicted model, not a curated record